GAGCUGGAGGAGGAGGAGGAGGAGGAGAGAGGAGGAGGAGAGGAUGAUGAGAGCUGUAUUUGGGAAGUGAGAGAAAAGCUGAGAGUGAGCAGAAGAAAGUUGACACUGAAAACCACCAGCAAGGAUUAAUGAAAGAGCUUCUGCUGUCUGUGAGGAGGAGAGAGCGAGCCGGGCUGGAUGAUGCUGUGCAGGGGGAAGGGGAGUCUUUGACAAAGCAGACACGUUACCGCUGCUGGCAGGCUGCACAGGUGUGUUAGGUGCAUCCACACACAGCUCGACGGAGGGAUGCCAAUAAGUUUGACUCUGUAACAAAACGCUCACAUCAUCUCUCUCACAAACACGUGUGGGACACACACACACUCAUAUCUAUACACACACACAAAUUUUGCACAUGCCCACGCUGAAACCAAAGCAGAGGAUCAGUGUGGAACAACAUUCAGUCCUGUGGAUGCUUAAAACGGGGGACGCUGGAUUCCUCCCGUUUCUUCUCGGAGGACUGAUCCCGGAGACAGAACAGAAAGGUGAGAAGAUGUUUAAAGGAAACAAAUCGAGCUGUUUCACUUUGGACCCCAUCAUCAUCAUCGGAGAGCUGGACCUGAAUGAAAGGUGGACGAGGUACAUUAAGUGCACAUGUCCUAAAGGAGUGCUGCCGUGGCAAACGGCAAACCCACGGCCAUAAAUCAACACCGGAGGACUCUUUGAUUUCUUCAUUAUCACUUCCUGCAGCAACAACAGACGAACAGGCAUGUUGGCAGGCCCACUGACCUGCGGACGUGCACCAUAGGACUCUAUUCCCGGAGCCUCGUUGCUUUACAGAUUAACUGCCCUCAAAUAUGCCCCCAAUCCGUUCAUUGAACCGCUAGUUUGACUGCUGCUGCUGGAGGUUGUGCAUAUUCAAGCUUCCAAACCCGCUGUGCGUCAGUCCAGUUAUUUGAAGGCCUGCUGUCUUUGGCCUGUUUUUUUUUAAAGGCGGUGUUGGUUCACGUCUCCUGCAGAGAAACAAACAUGCUGCUGCACGUCGUGACAGCCUGAACGUCAUUUCUGCUCGUUUCAAUCAUUCAAUCAUACAAUCAUUUCCUGACUCAUUUCCAUCCAGAACAGCCGAAGCAAAAGACUGACGUCUAAUGCUUUAACGCUAAAACCACGGCACUGUGCUUAGAUUAAGACUUCAUAUUUUAUUGCAAGUUCCGGAGGGCGGAUCACGCUGUUUCCCAUUGCCCAGUAUUUUCAUUAGCCCGUCGGAGGCUAAUCAGGGUCCUCCAUCAUCAGAAUUGACAUUUCCAUAUUGUAUGAGAGAGAAAGUAGCAGACAUUAGCAUAUUCAUGAACACUGACACUCUCAAUCAUGUAAAAUGGAAGACAUGAACCAUCAAACCCUGAAACAAAUAGCUUAUGACAUGUAAGGAGACGAGGGUCUUGAAUCCCCCUAUGCAGCUUCAGCACAUCCCAUAGCACACAGGAGAAGGCCUCCACGGGCACAUUAAGGAUAAAACCUGGCAUGUGUUAUUGGCAUCUGGUGCAGGAUUUAUAAUAACAGAUAAAAAAGAAUGGGAUUAAAGAUGGAUUAUUACUCACAUACUAAAGCCAGCAAAGCAGCUGCCUUUGCAUAAACCCAUCGGACACUUGAGGGAAACACUCUGCAGACCCGAGUAGAUUACAUUUGGUUGUUGAUGCAGUGGCCUCUUGUGUGGUUGGUAUUCAAAGAGAGGGAUGGAGAAUCUAGAUGAGCUGGAGCACCCUCUUCUGGGGGAAAGCACCAAUGACAGCCGGGCAUCAGGACAGGCACUGGGGCCCGGGACUGGACAGGCCCCUGGAGGGCUGUUCAAGGGCAUCUUGGUCAAGUGUGAGGAGGACAGAGCCUACCCUCCUUUAGCAUGGAGGAGCUAUUGCGGACACCCUCCUGAGCUCCAGCAGCAGCAACUCCUGGACCCUUGCUCCUUACCUCGCACAUUGGAGUCCUUUUAUCCACCGGCCCCCAUCUGGGGCCACGCAGAUUCCCUUCUUAGCAAAGACUACCUGGAGACCACCUUCGUGGACAUUCGGCCCGGCUCCACGCUGGAGAGGAAGCUGCUGGCCGAGACGCAGGACUUUCACAGCGUGUCCUACAGCAUGGACGACGAGGAUGAUCUGCUUCCUGAUUCUGACGACUCAUCCAUUGAUGAUUUCAGUGAUACAGACAGCGAGAACAACUUCCCUCUGAUGAUCCCUCAGGACUACCUGGGUCUGGCUUUUUUCUCCAUGCUCUGCUGCUUCUGGCCCCUGGGCAUCGCUGCCUUCUACCUUUCACAGAAGACCAACAAGGCAUCGGCUCAGGGGGAUUUCCAGGGGGCCAAUGCAGCGUCUCGCCAGGCUCUGUGGCUCUCGGUCCUCUCCAUUGUGUUUGGAAUCAUAACAUACAUCUGUGCCAUUGCUGCAUUGAUUUCCUACCUUUCUGGAAAACCACCAUAAAAGCAACAAGGAGACAAACAAAAAGAAAAAACUCACACAUUUCAUCAACACAUGCCAACGUAUCACCUAUAAGUGUAAAACAGCCUUUGUCUCGUCGAUCCUAUCUGCAGUUCUGUUUUAUCUACAGCUAGAAAAGUGGAGAAUGCACAGGGAAAACAACAGGCGAGCCGGUGCAUAGAUCACAAUCACCUCUAAUUGGAUUAGGACAGAAUUCAGCUCAGAGGACGUUCCUCGUACAGAAUAAUUAAAAAAGAAGUUAUAUCACUCCACCUAGAAGAUCGAGCCUGUAAAUGUGAUAUUUUAUUUGUCACCCAAGGACUUAAGUUACCUGCCAUCCUAUAAAUGUGUGUCGUAGUCGUCACCACGUUAAGCAUUACUGUAAAAAAAACAAACCGACAACAACACAUGCAGAUGUUAUCACAACUGUAGAUAUCACUGUCACACUAACAAUGAAUAAUGAGAAGCAGAAAGAGAAGAGAGAGAGAGAGGAUGUGUGGCCUCGUCUGCCCGGGAGGAGCUAAGUGGAGGGCAGUACACGACCAUCCCGUCUGCAGAUUUAUGAGAAGGUCACAUGAACAAGGACGUAGCAGCGUUGAAAUCCUGAUGGAGCUCGCCAUGGGAGGCCUGACUGUCGCUCGUGGAGAAAAAGGCAAUAACCAAGAAUUUCUUGCUCCUCCACCGGCUGGAGCCGAAGGACAGAUCCACAAAGGAAACUCUGCUCAACUCAUCCUGAUUUCACAUUCAGUGUCACUCAUCGUUUACCUGCAGAAAAGACUGUUGUUGUUUAUGCCAAGUCGAAUAAGUAUCUUCAUGUUGAAAUACACAAAAAACUAAAUGAAAAAUACAUUAGUGCCAUUAUAUAAGAAAAUAAAUAUAAACGAAGAGUUGUCAGGAGGUCGUGAUGUGAAAAACGUGGCUCUAGAUAUAGAAACAAAGGAGCCGCUUCUUUAUUCAGUGCUAGAAAAUGAUAACAUAGACAGAGGAGCGGGUCUCUGCAAGGAAAAGUGCCAAAAAUACAGAAGAAACUCUGAGGAUGAUCCUUUUGUGAGCUCUUCCAUUAAUAGAAGCAACCAGGCUGCUACGCCACGCUCCCCAAAUGUAGAUUUUGUUAUUUUCUCCUCCACAAAGAGGACUGAAAUCCUUCAGGAACUUGCUUCUUCCUUCAAACUUGUGUAAACAAACACAGUAACACCUUGUUUGGUUAAAAGACGGCUAACCGGACACACAGCGUUCAGCCACGUGAUGCAUGAGUCAGUAAAAUCUCCAUUUCGGUCACAGCAGAAAGCUGCAUGGCGAGUUUGUGCUUGUCAAACCUGCUCCGAGCUUUGAUCACUUCCUUUAUUUGGUCCUGAACUACUGCAAAAAAAAAAAAAACAGCUUUGAUGAAAGAAAGCUUGAGCUUAAAUGUGCCACUGACAAAACUGUGAAUAAGGGAACUCUGAGUAAAUAUUUUAAAAAAUGACCGUAAGGUAAAAGUUGACAUUUUCUAUUUAGAUGUAUAGUUUUAUAGAGUCCACGGCUCCAUUCUAAAGUACACAAACAAAACACUUUUGUUUUCUGCGGUGUUAAGACUAAGCUGAUAAUAGAUCAUGGUCACUGUGCGUGCUAUUUGUAGACACACCUGUGAUAUCUCGUGUCUAACCCAGAGUCCACACACCGUGUUGUGCAGCUCCUACGAUCCUGAACCGUCCUCUAUCUCCACUGGACACUUCUGUCAAUGAACCUUUGUUGUUACAGCUGAGUUAGCACAAUUAGUGAUUUAUAUGGAAGCAUUUAAAGUGUAUUUGCCUUGACUGAUGAUGCCGUCGUGAGACAUUUGCAUCGCUUGUAUAGAUAAUGACUGGAUGCAGGGAAGUGGUUAACUCAUGUGAGUCAAUAAAGGUUUAAAAGGUUGUGACAAAUGAGAUUUAUUAAUAAAAGAUAUAUUCAGUUAUUUCCCAGUCCACACCCUUGUAUUAAAUGUAAAUAUUAACCUGAAAGAAGAAUCGAUGAAUCCCAAUAAAUGCACUUGUUUGACAUUUGUCUUUUUAUUUUGUAGAAAUGUUACAAAUGUCCUGCUCACUCACUUAACCCGCAGCACAGCUGACUACAAACGAACCGAAGCAAAUGUAGCCCAACGUGUUUGCUUAAUAUUUUAUUACAACAUCAGUACUUUAAAAAAAGGCUAAUA
Molecule: messenger RNA, 4617 nt
Organism: Larimichthys crocea (large yellow croaker)
Lineage: Eukaryota; Metazoa; Chordata; Actinopteri; Sciaenidae
Gene: tmem91
Product: transmembrane protein 91
Exons: 4
Coding region: 1710-2447 (245 amino acids)
Cellular component (GO): intracellular membrane-bounded organelle; membrane
Source: RefSeq, a predicted model, not a curated record